Molecule: messenger RNA, 1311 nt
Organism: Striga hermonthica
Lineage: Eukaryota; Viridiplantae; Streptophyta; Magnoliopsida; Lamiales; Orobanchaceae
Source: the annotation of a GenBank genome assembly
AUGCCGCGACCAGCAACCGCUACCCGAUCGGCCGCCGCCGGAUCGAAUACGGCGGGCGAACAUCACUCUGUCAUUCGAAAAAUUGUCAUAAGUCCUAAAGCAUUCUUUGCCCUUGCCGUACUCAUCGCCGACGCGGUCUUGGUUUCUCUCGUCAUUGCAUAUGUUCCAUACACGGAGAUCGACUGGGAUGCUUAUAUGUCACAGGUUAAUGGGUUUCUUGGAGGAGAACGAGAUUAUAGCAAACUCGAAGGGGAUACGGGGCCAUUGGUAUAUCCAGCUGGGUUUCUUUAUAUUUACUCUGCUAUUCAGUAUGUUACUGGUGGCCAGGUUUUUCCAGCCCAGAUUUUGUUUGGUGUACUCUAUAUCGUGAAUCUUGGGAUGGUUAUGUUAAUUUAUCUGAAGACGGAUGUGGUUCCUUGGUGGACUCUUUGCUUGCUUGCUUUGUCCAAAAGGGUGCACUCGAUCUUUGUGCUUCGCUUGUUCAAUGACUGUUUUGCCACCACUCUUUUGCAUGCUGCGGUGAUUUCGUUUCUCUAUCAGAAGUGGCAUCUGGGUUUAGUUAUUUUCAGUGGAGCUGUCUCGGUGAAGAUGAAUGUUCUUCUGUAUGCACCUCCGUUAUUACUCCUCUUAAUAAAGGCUAUGAAUCCUUUUGGGGUUUUGUCUGCUGGUGUAGGUGCAGCUCUGAUGCAGAUUUUUGUCGGGUUGCCUUUCCUAUUAUCACAACCAAUUGAAUAUAUCGCAAGAGCCUUCAAUCUUGGUCGGGUGUUCAUCCAUUUUUGGUCUGUGAAUUUCAAAUUUGUUCCAGAACCAGUUUUCGUAUCUAGAGGAUUUGCGCUGUUUCUAUUGGCUGCUCACCUUAUUAUGCUUGCAUUGUUUGCUCACUUAAGAUGGUGCAGGCAUGAAGGGGGAUUGUUUUCUCUCCUGCACUCGAAACUCAGUCAGCUGAAGCUCAAGAUGUCUCAUCGAAGUGCCUUUUUUCUAAAAGUAAGCUCGAGAGUGCUCACAACAGAACAUAUAGUGACAACUAUGUUUGUCGGGAAUUUCAUCGGUAUUGUGUGCGCUCGGUCUUUGCAUUAUCAGUUCUACUCUUGGUAUUUUUAUACUCUGCCCUAUCUAUUGUGGCGAACUCCAUUUCCUACUUGGUUACGUUUAACACUUUUCGUUACAGUGGAAUUUUGUUGGAAUGUUUACCCGUCUAAUGUCUACUCUUCGACUAUUCUGCUCGGGGCCCACUUGCUUAUACUAUGUGGCUUGUGGAUAGCACCAACCGAAUACCCGUACGCUGACCGUACAAUCGAGAAAUCAGCAUAA